AUGAAAGUGACGCGAAUGGUCAAUCCAAAAGGCGCGGCUUCCACCGCCCAACUACAGCAAUUUAUCGAGCACGUGAAGCCCGCCGAGUUCUAUUAUACACUUGUCUCAACGAUCAUUCGACGAGCCACGAGGAGAGCGCAGUCUUUUUGCAGAGUCCUGCUUUGCGUGCGGCGAAGACGCUUCACCUGGUGCUCGAGACGACAAAUCUCUUCUGGAUACACGCGCUUCGGCCCAAAGACUUCGCUGCUCGUUAUCAAAGGCGACGACGGUGAUCCCGCUGAACUGGUCCAUGUCGAGGUCUUUGUUACUGCACUCAUCCAGCGUUGGCUGCACGGCACGGAAGAAUACGGGAAAAUCCAGAUCGAAUCCGGUUUUUACAGACAGCUGGGUGCUCGUCUUUUGGCACUGGUCGAUAAGCUGGGCCGGAUGAUGCGCUCUGAAAUGGGAUGGAUCGAUCGGAAAUACGAGGGAAUGGAGCUCAUUCUCAGAGCCAGCGAUGGACAAGCCUUGCUGGUCUAUUGGGAUGAAGAGAAUGCCUGUUUCUACCUCCUUCCCUGCAACUAUAAUUUUCGACGGAGUCGCUGUCUCGGAAGUUACGAACGAAACGAGGCGGCUCUCGCUAGGAUUUGUGGACUGAUCGUCCUGGCCGAGUUUCGAUCUCGGUACAUUUUGGAGCUUGCAGCGGAGACGCUGAAAUGUGUCGAGAAGGAGUGCGUCAAGUUCAACGCGUACAACAAGGGCGCCACGCAGAUGGAUCUGUUGACGGACGCGAUCUGGCGCCCAAAAUCCCAGCGGCGCUCCCCGUGGGCAACAGUUGACGGUCGUAUCGAGCAGUCGGCCACCUAUCCGUUGAACCCGAUCCACUGGCGCGCGUACGACUACGCGAAGGCGCUCGAGAUGACGGGCCGACUGCCGUCAUUCCCACCGAUAAAU
This is a messenger RNA of Mesorhabditis spiculigera, 933 nucleotides long. The record is from the annotation of a GenBank genome assembly. Lineage: Eukaryota; Metazoa; Nematoda; Chromadorea; Rhabditida; Rhabditidae.